Molecule: messenger RNA, 3591 nt
Organism: Betta splendens (Siamese fighting fish)
Lineage: Eukaryota; Metazoa; Chordata; Actinopteri; Anabantiformes; Osphronemidae
Gene: nkrf
Product: NFKB repressing factor
Exons: 3
Coding region: 609-2936 (775 amino acids)
Cellular component (GO): nucleolus; nucleoplasm
Molecular function (GO): nucleic acid binding
Source: RefSeq, a predicted model, not a curated record
GUCCAGCGGCAAAGCAUUGUGGGUCACGGCGGUGACAGACGCCAUGAUUACGGUAUCUGGACCAGAAAAUGGAUGCUUCCUUCUUCCCUUGAAUGGGUGUUUAUCUCUCCCGCCGGGAGUUGCUGGGUAUUUUUCACGACCCGCUUCGGAAGUCCGGCAACGGACGGAAACCCGGAUGUCGGUUCUCCCGAAGGACGGAAUGUGCUGGAAAACUACAUGAGCUAGUUGAAGUGCGUCUAAGUUAGCUGGAGGCUAGGCGGCUAACGCGAGGAGUCUCUAGCUGGUUAUAAGCUACUCGUAAUCUUUGUUUAUACAGGUAGAGCCUCGGUCCGCUGCUCAGCUGACGUACAGGCGUGCAGACUGUACCACGGGCUGCACCUUAAGAUUCAUCUUCUUCCCACCACAUCCAGUCAUUGCGCGUCUCGGGCCCGGCCCAAAGCUCACGUCUCGGUGCAGGCUGGCGUCAGGUGGUGUUGCUUUGUGCAGAGGAGGUCUGAUCCUCCGUCUGCAGCAUGGUGUAUUAACCCACUGUGUUCACGUGUUUACGUGUGCUUGUCUGUGGCCUCAGUUACAGGUAUGGCCUGCAUUUGAUUUGGACGGCCUAGGUGAUGGCAGAAGAGACCGACUCUGGCGAAAUGCCCUCCUUUGACCCAAGUCCUAGUUCUGAAGCAAAAAAGAGACCUACUCUUUCUGAUGGCAGAGACGAGCCCAUGCGGAAAAUGCCUGCAUCAAAAUUUGGUUUCAGUUCCCGAUUUGAGCCUGUACAUUUCGUUAGUGGUGGAAGCAGUGGAGGAACCUAUGCGGAUGAGAAGGAGAACGAUAAGGAGCGAAGGAGGAGUGAGAUGUACUGCGUGAGAAAGUCUGACUCUGAACACGCCUCCUACGGCAGCACCAGCAAAGCACAGGGCUCUUUUCUGAGGCCUGCUUUUGACAGAGUGCCCUCCUACAGUUCUGACCCGUGGGGUACCCAUCGAGAUGGAUACCGGGACCGAGAGAUUUCAAGUGGCACGAGUGGUUUAGGUUAUGGCUCACGAGGGUUCACUUCAAACUUUAUGGCAAAAACACAGCAGGACUACACAACCAGGUAUGAAGCGCAUACUUCUCGGGUUUCAGACACUUACUGUCAGCCCCACAGGUACAAUGGCUAUGGGGGAGGUAGCAGAUCAGGAGGCUGGGAUUCAGGACGUCAGGGUUUGGGAUACGGUAAUCAAGAUCGGCCAUCAUCCAACAGGCCUUUCAGCAGAGUCUACAGCAACCCAGACCGGAGCAGCCCUACCAUGUCUCAGUCAGGCUCUUUAUCUCAGCCACUUCCUAUUUCUCAGUUAACAUUGGAUGAAAAGCAAAGGCUGAUCGCCAGUGUAGCAUCUGCACUGGAUGUUGCUUUUAGGGACCCUUUGUUUAUGACUGGAAGUGACUCCCCAAACUUUAAUUUCAUGUUAAGUCGCAGUAUUCAGGCCUGCAAGACCAAUCCCGAGUAUAUUUAUGUUAAUUUGAAGGAUAUUCCGCAGACUGAUCUACCGAAGAACAGGAAAGUUCCGACAGAUGGCUACGCCUGUGAACUGAGAUGCCAGGGUGUGUAUCUGGCUACUGGAUACUCUGGCAGUAAAAAUGGGGCACGGGACAGAGCCUCCGAACAAGCUGUCAAACUUUUUCUGAAACCAGUUGAGGUUCGUGUUGUUCAGCGCAAAUACAGGCACUCCAUAGUCAAUGACAUGGUUGUGUGCCAGAUGCUUAGCCCAACCCCUGCCUUUUUACCUGCACUUCGCAACCCAGAGGAUAAACCAACACCCAGCUCUAAGGGCCAGUAUGAGCCUGACAAGGGCAAACACUGGACAGAGUUUGUAGUUAUGGACAAUGCUCACGAUGCCAUCUGCAUACUCAACAAUUCUGCAGCAUUUAAUCGUAUGAAGAUAGACUACAAGUUUGACCAUCUCCCCAACAGUGCUUGGCGUUGCAGUGUUUUCCUGCAGGAUGAGCUCGUGGCGCAGGCAACGGGCACUAAAAAGGGCUCAAAACAUGCGGCAGCUGAAGACGCGGUGAGGAAACUUCGCAUGAACCAAGCACAACGACAGCUGCUGCAGCAGGAGGUGCAACAGAAGCCACACUAUAGAGGGAGUAAUCGGUCCGAUUCUGGUGGGCGCUUUGGACAACAGGUUGGCAAAAAAAAGCACUUGAGUGAGCUGGUCAUCCUGGAAAACUCUGACAAUGCAAUCUGCAUCAUUAAUGACACAGCCCAGUUCAAUAAAGUGACUGCUGAUUAUAAGUUUACUGUUCUCCCUGAUCAUCGCUGGAGGUGCGAAGUUUACUUGGAAGGACAGUUUGUGGCGGCAGGAAUUGGGCCAAAGAAAAUAGUGAAGCACAUAGCAGCAGAUGAAGCUCUGGCCACGCUGAGACAGACACAGGCUGUGGUGAAGUCUACCCUAAGGAAGGAGGAUCACAGUGAUGCCAUAUCCAGAUCGCAGAUCCUCAGUCGCGCUGGUGAAGAGGCCACAAGACAGGAAAUAAAGGAAGACAACAUUGGGAACCAGCUGCUACGCAAGAUGGGAUGGAAGGGUGGUGGUCUGGGUCGAGAUGGGGAAGGCAUCGCAGAACCGAUCAGAGUGAAGGAGCAGUUCUCCAGAGAAGGACUGGGUAUGGACAUGGACAAAGCUGGAAACCAGCUCCUCAAGCGUGAUAUUGAAGACAUAAUCCGGAACUACGCAAGCUCAGAUCGUCAGGACGACCUUCGCUUCUCACCUGACCUCACCAAUGACGAGCGCAAACAGAUCCACCAAAUAUCUCAGAAGUACGGCCUACGGAGUAAAUCGUACGGGCAGGGAAAGCAGAGGUUUCUUGUCGUCAGUCGGAAAGUGCACAAAGAACAGCUCAUAGAUCAGCUUUUACAGGAGGGACAGGUGGGAAGAUAUGAGCUGGUGAAACCUCAGGCCUCUCACUGAAAUGCAUGACAACAUUUGGAAAGAGUCAAUACAGUCGUUGGUGCGGACUUCAGCGUAAACGAAACGCGACCACAACAAGUGUGACAGAUUUAUAACACACACACACACAAAUGACUCUUUCAGGUAUCCCCUACAGUUUCUGCAUUCCUUUGCCAUAAAAUGUGUUUGCUUUAUCGGGAGCUUCAGGACAAGUCUCCUGCCAUUCCACAUAUCGAGGUAUGUUUGUAAAAGUUUUGCAAAGCCUUGCGUUCAGUGCUCUGUGGUAUCCUCUCCUGAUGAUGCUCUCAUUACACCAUGAGUUUAAAAAAAUCUAUUUGUUUCGUGACUAUUUAAGAAACCUGGCAGAACUUGCAGCUUUUGACUGGUGUUUGAACAUUUAGAGCUGACUCAGAAGACAAGGAUCGAACAGACAUUGACAUCAAACAUGUAGCUAGGUGCUCAUACUAGUCUCAUUGUAGUGACACAUAUGAACUCAGCAAUACCUGCAAUGUUGUUUGCUACAAGCUGCAUCUGUGAUCAGAAAGUCUUCACAUGGAAACUCUGAGCUGUGAUCUUUGUCAAAUGUCCAAUGUAUUGGUUCAUGUGAGUACAUUUAACUUGUCUGCUUGUUUUCACAGCUGUAAUAACUAAAUAAAUUAAAACUGACAACCAUCAA